AUUGCUGCUGUGGCUAGAUAGAGAACUGCGUGCCACAGGUUCCUGCUGAUAAACCAGCAAUUUGGUACUUUUCGCACUGUGCAUCCUGCCUAAGACCCUCCCAGAUCAUUUAAAAAGCCAGCCUGCACCGUGGGAAACACGUCUUUUCACGGGAACACUGCCAAAGGCAAAAGGUUUUGAAUACUUUGCCAAGUACUGAUGCCAACUAGCGAUACAAGACUUCAGAAGAGAUUUUGAAGAUUUAACCGCGAUCGGAGACUGCAAUGGGGGGUAACGUCAUAUGGUCAACCAAUGCCGAUAUGCUCACGGAGACGACUGAAUAUAUGUCUACUGAAGAUAAUGGAUCGGAUUACGCAUCGGGAAGAAAUGGAAUGUCAUGUGAUUUUGAUGCAGAGGAGCUCAGCAAGACACUUCUGCCAAUCAUCUAUUCAAUUGUUUUCAUCCUGGCUUUCAUAGGCAAUGCAUUAGUUAUACUGAUAUUAGUCAAGUUCAAGAGACACAAAGAAGUGACCAAUUUUUACCUUUUAAAUCUAUCCAUUGCCGAUCUAAUCUUUGCAGCGACAAUGCCGUUCUGGGCUCAUGAAUCGGCCAAUGGCACGUGGAUUUUCGGUAACAUCAUGUGCAAACUCGUCACUGCUUGUUACAGUGUUAAUUUUUACAGCGGGAUUUUCCUCCUGGUGUGCAUGAGCAUUGACCGUUUUAAUGCCGUGGUCCUUGCCACAAAGUUCAACAAAAUAAGGAGGCUGCAGAAUGUGAAAUAUAUAUGUGCAUUUGUGUGGGCAUUUGCAUCCUCCCUGAGCAUUUUUGAUAUUGUUUUAUGUAAAGCCCAAACCUUUGACGAUGGUAUUACAAUAACUUGCGGACACAACAUUGAGAGCAAAAUUCUUGACUGGAAAUUGGGACUGGCAAUUGUUCAAAACAUCUUUGGUUUCUUGAUACCAUUUAUAAUCAUGCUCUCUUGCUAUUCCAGCAUAACAAUCACCCUCAUGCACACGAAAAACUACAAAAAGUUAAAAGCAUUUUACGUAAUUCUGGCAGUGGUGUUGGCUUUCUUCUUCUGCUGGCUGCCCUUUAAUGUCAUCAUGUUUCUAGAGGCGUACCUGGGAUACAAUGAUGCAAUGACAUGCAAGGCUCAAACAAGCUUAAUGUAUGCCAAGCAAGCUGCAGAGGGCAUUGCCUUCAGCCACUGCUGUCUGAACCCAUUUCUCUAUGCAUUCAUAGGCAGCAAGUUCAAAAAUGAUUUCAUGCGGCUGCUCAGUGAAGUCAGAUUGAUCAGUCAGAAGCAGCGAAGACGAACCAGGCAGCCCAGUUUUACACGGUCAUCGCAAGCUUCUGAUGCCGAGAGCAACACAUCUGUUACCAAUAUCAAAUACGGAGCAUAGUAAUAACGUAGCUGACAGGAUGUAAUGCACGGGUCGGUUUGGAUCACGUCAGCCAAUCGGAUCGUGCAUCGACACUUCAAUGUAUUGUACCGGGUUGUGACCCACCCAAGAUUGUGACCCACCCAAGAUUGGGUCACAACCCGAUUGGCCAAUUAGGCUGCGGGACCCUUAAAAGUAGCUCUUAACCGCCACUGUUGUUGUGAUGCUUUUAGGCAUCCUCUUGAAUUACAAAAUCCUGAAUUGAAUUGUCAAAUCCGGGGGUUAAUUUAGUUUAGUUUUAUAUGACAUUGUAUUCUUUGUUUGGUACGAAAUGCAUAUUACAUUUAUCGGUCAAAGUUAAUAAUUUGGGAGAAUGGUGGCACGGCGUUUAGCGCAUUCCGCUUAAACCCUGCGACCUCGGUUGAUUAGCUGGCACAGGCCAACGUAAGCGGUGAUUGACGAGGGGCUCAAAAUUGAAGAUUACCGUUAAUGAUAUUUACAAUUGUAAAAAUGCUCUUUUGACUGAUAAAUGUAAUCACAUUCACCACUUUGUAAUUCAACAAAGCGGAAGGGUAGGGGGGGGGGGCUCACCCUCAACACCACAACAGUGCUCACCAUUGGGGGCUCGUGUUAACGUAUCAUCGUACGUACUACUGGGAAUGGAUGUUCUUGCAAAGUGAUCAGUUGGGAGAAAACAGAUAUGUAAUCAAAUAGCUCAGGAUUGGACUAAGGUGGUGAUCGGUCCCUAUACAACUGGGUCCUAUGAGAGAUGAAGCAUGCACCUCUAAUAUUUUAUCAUUCAAUACACUUUUCUGAAUGUUAUUAUCGGAAACAUUAUUUCGAUGUUCAGUAGGUGAAUGCAAUUUAGCGCACUUAAAUAUUUUUUCACUGUAACUUUCAUACAUGUGCAGAUAAAGGUAAUACGUCCUCACCGAUCCAUAAUUCCACAUAGAAUAAUUUUGUUUUAAAAGACAAACUGUGAUUAACCGUGGAAUUAAGUCUUACACAAUUCCCUCGACGUCAUUCAUAAACAUACCUUACAGGGGUUUAAAGUUAUAUCCAUAUAAAUUGAUUGCAUUUUCACGAUGUUUUAUUGUUUGACGUUGUGUAAAAGGCGUUCGGCUCUACAUUUGAAGGCGGCGAGAUCAAAUCGUUGAUUGGGGAUUCGGUGGUUCUGGAAAUCAUGCCAUAUAAAAGAGCACCAGUGGAAUCAUGGGUUCAAAUAGAGUCAUCCAUGAUUACAUUUGAAUUUCAAAGUAUAAUAAAUUGAUAGAAUAGAGUUUAAAUUCUUGGUUCUUUCGGUAAAAUCACGUAGAGGGGAAACAAUAAAAUAAUAAAAAUAUGUGACUUUGCCGAAAGAACCAAGAAUUAGAAUCCCUGCAGUCACGAAAGCUUUAAAUAAAAAAAUAGAAGAGCGUUUGAUUAGUUAUGUGAUGAACCGUCUUUGUAGGGGAAAUAAAAGGUGUUCCCCUAGUAUGUUUAAGGAAGGCAAAGUUAAAGAACGUCAGAAGUUUUGUGACGACACCUUCUGCAACUGUGAAGACGUUUUGAAUAUAAAUAACAUCUCUAAACACGAUGCAAACAAACUGGAAAGUACAGUUAAGCGCGAUAAAAAUAUAAAAAAUAUUAGCCUGGUGAACAAUGAUUAGACAAAACACCCCAUCAUGUUACAUUCGGUUUGGCACUUCAAUGGGCUAACUACCAGCUCAGAGAACUAAAAAUAUAGGCUUGACUGUCAGGUGAUUAACCGUUACCUCUCUGCAAUAGGAUGGGUGGGAAAGUGCUGCCCCCCCAGUGUUUGAAGGGAUCUCGGAAAUGGUUCUGUGACAUCCGCUUGCAUGGACUGCUCUCUCGCACAAGGUGAUAACGCUGUGCUCAGUGAAUUCAGACUGGAUAUUUUUUUUUUUAUUUCAUGACAUUAUACUGACAGCGCAAAUUUUACAAAGUUGUAGACAAAGACGAAAUUAAUUGAAAUAAUUAAAAUCCCAGUCAAGGGUCAUUAAAUAAGUACCACUAGAUGGCAGUCAACAGUGGUAAUCAUAUGCAUAGCCUUGGCCUCAUCAUAGCACUAUGGAAUUUUCGCUAGUGGUUUAGCUCUAUAAAUAAGAUGGACACCACCCACCUUUGAGUGGGAUUUUUUUUUAAGUUCACUGCAAUUUAUAAGUAUUAUACAAUGUAUUAUGAAAAUCGUGUAUGGUAUGGCUUUAGAAAUGUAAUUUGCUGAGCUGUUAUGUACCUUAAUGUAAUAAAGUGUUGAAGAGUGUUGUCUUUUAUAAGAGGCACAAUAAGUGUGAGUUAAGUUGACCAUAUCUGAAAGCUAUUUAAACGUAUAUUAUUUAAAUAACAGAGAAAGGUUUAUAAAAAUAUAUAAUGGUGGUCUUUGAACGUUUAUCUAUGUGCGCCACCUACAGUUAAGGCAUGACAUUUCAUACUUGUUAGCCUAUUUUACAAGAGCUAAUUUUUAAAUAUACUAGCACCAAGAUGAAUCGUUUUUACAUGGAGACAUUAAACUCGCUUGUAUAGCGAAGUAGUGUUCGUGUGCAUUUUUAAAUGACUGCACGUCAAAAAGUAUUACAUCUCAAAUAGAGCAUUGGAAUAUGCGGGCACAAAGCGGAAUUUGGCAUUUGCACCGAAUUUUGGACUCCAACAGCUUUAAAAGGGCCCUAUUGGCUAUCUCCACGGCAGUGGUUCUUAACCUUUACAGCAGCCUUGCGGCCCCUUGGGUUCUCAAGCGUUAAAAAGUGUAUGUUAAUACAUCGGAUUGAUGAAACACAGUAGUUGUACAUGCGCGCUUAAUUUGUUUCGAUGAUCUCCCCCUUCUUAAAAACACCUGGCACCCCCAGAAAGGGGCAUCCCGCACCCCCUGGGGUUGCAUGCACCCCAGGUUAAGAACCACUGAUCCAUGGCCAACCAAACCCUCCCAACUUCAACGCUGCUCCCACGCUUGCGUAAUAGGAUUGACAGAAUGUUGUGCACAUAGUACAUGCUGCUUCUUUUACACUUUUAUUAUAUUACUCGUACUUUACACAAGAUAUAUCAUGCGUUUGCUGUGUGGUGUUGCAUUAAAAGUUAAGAAGAAA
Petromyzon marinus (sea lamprey) is the source of this 4441-nucleotide messenger RNA. It is a transcript of the gene ACKR4, whose product is annotated as atypical chemokine receptor 4. The record is from RefSeq and is a predicted model, not a curated record. Gene Ontology annotation, cellular component: membrane; external side of plasma membrane. Gene Ontology annotation, molecular function: C-C chemokine receptor activity; C-C chemokine binding. Gene Ontology annotation, biological process: calcium-mediated signaling; G protein-coupled receptor signaling pathway; positive regulation of cytosolic calcium ion concentration. Lineage: Eukaryota; Metazoa; Chordata; Hyperoartia; Petromyzontiformes; Petromyzontidae.